AUUUAAACAACAACGUUGUAAACAACAACAACAAAAUAACCAGUUUGUCACCUAAGCCUAGCCCGACGAAACAAACCCCGCCAAAAGCUAUCCCGAACCAUUGGCCCCAGCCAGGCCCAACAACCGAUAGCUUUGGGACCCCGAAAACUCCGCUCGGGCCUAAAAAGUUUUCUGGACCCCCGCCCCUUACUAACGGAGGAAAUAGAACGAUUGGAAAUAGACGGGCUCAUUCUAGGGAGCGCCAUACAAUGCCAAUAUGUGUAGAAAAUUCUGAAUAUUUUCGACUGCCAGGAGUUGGUCAACAAACAGGAGGUCAACCUCGACCUCCUCCAGUUGCUGGAGGUCAGCCUCGAAUUCCCCAGGGACCUGGACCCCUUCCGGUCAAACCGUUCUCCGACUAUAUAGACACAGCUAGCCUGGCAACUAGAUCUUUUAGUGUUGAUCCGAAACCGUCCUAUAGUUCCGACUAUAGUGAUACUAGUCUAGAUUCGGGGAAAUUUAGUGCCUCGACACCUCCAACCCCCUCGCAGAGAUAUUUUCCGCCUACCUCCCCCGCCCCAGCUCCAAGAUAUCGAAGUGCUUCAGCUCAGCGAUAUGUUGACCCACAGCCGGCGCCUAGAGGACUGGCGCCACUUGGACAAGCGUCAUCAGCUCUUUUACGCCGUGCCAGGGUGCUCUGUGAGUAUAAACAGAACAGGAGCAAUGAGAUAAGCCUGAGUAAGAACGAGAUGGUUUGGGUGGUUGAGGGGGGAGAAGGAGGUUCUGGUGAGUGGUGGAGAGUUCAAACUGAGAUUGGGAGGGUUGGAUUCUUUCCAGCUAACUUUCUUAGAGUUGUGGACAGUCCUACUUAAAGUAGAAUUCUUCUCAACGUAGUGAACAGUCCUACUUAAAGUAGAAUUCUUCUCAAAGUUGUGAACAGUCCUACUUAAAGUAGAAUUCAUCUCAAAGUUGUGGACAGUCCUACUUAAAGUAGAAUUCGUCUCAAAGUUGUGAACAGUCCUACUUAAAGUAGAAUUCUUCUCAAAGUUGUGAACAGUCCUACUUAAAGUAGAAUUCUUCUCAAAGUUACGAACAGUCCUACUUAAAGUAGAAUUCGUCUCAAAGUAGUGAACAGUCCUACUUAAAGUAGAAUUCUUCUCAACGUAGUGAACAGUCCUACUUAAAGUAAAAUUCUUCUAAAAGUUGUGAAGAGUCCUACUUAAAGUAGAAUUCUUCUUAAAAUUGUGAAGAGUCCUACUUAAAGUAGAAUUCUUCUUAAAAUUGUGAAGAGUCCUACUUAAAGUAAAAUUCUUCUAAAAGUUGUGAACAGUCCUACUUAAAGUAGAAUUCGUCUCAAAAUUGUGAAGAGUCCUGCUUAAAGUAGAAUUCUUCUCAAAGUUGUGAAGAGUCCUACUUAAAGUAGAAUUCUUCUCAAAGUUGUGAAAAGUCCUACUUAAAGUAGAAUUCUUCUCAAAGUUGUGAAAAGUCCUGCUUAAAGUAGAAUUCUUCUCAAAGUUGUGAAAAGUCCUACUUAAAGUAGAAUUCUUCUCAAAGUUGUGAAAAGUCCUACUAAAAGUGUAGAAUUCUUCUCUUAAGUUGUGAACAGUCCUGUUCAAGAAUAAGAUUCUUCUUAGAGCUCUAACUAAAUUAAGAUUUUAUUGAUAUUGUAAGAAAAAGUACAAAAAAUCCAAAUUAACGACUCUUUCCUCUCAUUGAUUGCUCAUUACAAUACUCUGUUUAUAUUAUUGUUCUCUUUUCAACAUUUUUACCAGACUUUUUCAUCCUUAUUGAAGUUAUCGUUUAGUUUCUAAUCAAUAACGAUCAGCUAGAUGUUAGCUUAAAGCCUUUCUCAAAAUCAAAUAAAGGUUAUGAAUUUUUGCCACAAACUCCAAUUUUUAAAUCCAUAAUCUUUGCAACGCCCUUUGAUAUUUCAAACCAUGAAUUAUGCUAGACUGGCUGGAUUGCUUUAAAUUGCCCAUGAAAUGUAAAAUAAAUUUUAUUG
Molecule: messenger RNA, 1981 nt
Organism: Eurytemora carolleeae
Lineage: Eukaryota; Metazoa; Arthropoda; Copepoda; Calanoida; Temoridae
Product: protein app1
Exons: 4
Coding region: 249-851 (200 amino acids)
Molecular function (GO): protein binding
Source: RefSeq, a predicted model, not a curated record